GCAAACAUGGCGGUGACUGGCACGGGCCGGUGAGGCGGUACCGGGCGGGGGCUGUAGGGUGUCAUGGGCAGUGGCGGCGGCACCGCCCCCGCGUCUCCCUGAGUGGGACCACACUGGGGCCUCUGUGCCGAACCGGGCGAUGGACGAGAGCGGCGAGCUGGGCGGUCUGGAGACCAUGGAGACGCUCACGGAGCUGGGCGACGAGCUGACCCUGGGGGACAUCGAUGAGAUGUUGCAGUUUGUCAGCAACCAAGUGGGAGAGUUUCCUGAUUUGUUUUCAGAGCAGCUGUGUAGCUCCUUUCCUGGUGGUGGUGGUAGUAGCAGCAGCAGCGGCGGCAGUGGUGGUGGCGGCAGCAGCGGUAACAGCAACAGCAGCAGCAAUGGCCGGGGCAACAGUAGUGGAGCUGUGGAUCCCUCAAUACAGCGGUCAUUCAACCAGGUUCCAUUAUCUUCCUUCUCUCCUUCGGCUGCCUCCCCCCAGGCUCCAGCCCUGCAGGUCAAGGUCCCUCCUGCUGCAGUUCCCACUCCACCAAGGACAACUCCUGUUCUCCAACCCCGUCCCCAGCCCCAGCCUCAACCUCCAGCUCAACUGCAACAGCAGACAGUAAUGAUCACCCCGACAUUCAGCACUGCCCCACAAACAAGGAUCAUCCAGCAGCCAUUGAUAUACCAGAAUGCAGCCACCAGCUUUCAAGUUCUUCAGCCUCAAGUCCAAAGCCUGGUGACAUCCUCCCAAGUACAGCCGGUCACCAUCCAGCAGCAGGUACAGACGGUACAGGCCCAGCGGGUGCUGACACAAACAGCUAACGGCACAUUGCAGACCCUUGCCCCAGCCACAGUGCAGACAGUUGCUGCACCCCAGGUGCAGCAGGUCCCGGUCCUGGUCCAGCCUCAGAUCAUUAAGACAGAUUCUCUUGUUUUGACCACACUGAAGACAGAUGGCAGCCCUGUCAUGGCUGCAGUCCAGAACCCAGCCCUCACUGCCCUCACUACCCCCAUCCAGACGGCUGCCCUUCAAGUACCAACCUUGGUGGGCAGCAAUGGGACCAUUCUGACCACAAUGCCUGUGAUGAUGGGGCAAGAGAAAGUGCCCAUUAAACAGGUACCGGGUGGAGUCAAACAACUAGAGCCCCCCAAAGAAGGAGAAAGGCGGACAACACACAAUAUCAUUGAGAAGCGGUAUCGCUCCUCUAUCAAUGACAAAAUCAUCGAGCUGAAGGACCUGGUAAUGGGAACAGAUGCCAAGAUGCACAAGUCUGGUGUUCUGAGGAAGGCCAUUGAUUACAUCAAAUACUUGCAGCAGGUCAAUCAUAAACUGCGCCAGGAGAACAUGGUGCUGAAGCUGGCAAAUCAGAAAAACAAGUUCCUGAAGGGCAUCGACCUAGGCAGUCUGGUGGACAACGACAUGGACCUGAAGAUCGAUGACUUUAAUCAAAAUGUUCUUCUUAUGUCGCCUCCGGCCUCCGACUCAGGGUCCCAGGCUGGCUUUUCCCCCUACUCUAUUGACUCUGAACCAGGAAGUCCCCUAUUGGAUGAUGCAAAGGUCAAAGAUGAACCAGACUCUCCUCCUGUAGCACUGGGCAUGGUGGACCGCUCUCGAAUUCUUCUGUGUCUCCUCACCUUCCUGGGCCUGUCCUUUAACCCCCUGACUUCCCUGCUGCAAUGGGGAGGAGCCCACAACGCUGACCAGCAUCCAUACUCAGGCUCUGGACGCAGUGUGCUAUCAUUUGAGUCAGGUUCUGGUGGCUGGUUUGACUGGAUGAUGCCAACUCUCCUCCUAUGGCUUGUAAAUGGUGUGAUUGUCCUGAGUGUCUUUGUGAAGCUACUAGUCCAUGGGGAGCCAGUGAUCCGGCCACACUCACGCUCCUCAGUUACCUUCUGGAGGCACCGGAAGCAGGCAGACCUAGACCUUGCCAGGGGAGAUUUUGCAGCUGCUGCUGCCAACCUAAAAAUAUGUCUAUCAGUUUUGGGCCGGGCACUACCCACCUCCCGCCUAGACCUGGCCUGUAGCCUCUCCUGGAACGUGAUUCGCUAUAGCCUGCAGAAGCUGCGCCUGGUGCGCUGGCUGCUCAAGAAAGUCUUCCAGCGCUGGCGGGCCACCCCAGCUACUGCAGCUGGCUUUGAGGAUGAAGCCAAGAGCAGCGCACGUGAUGCAGCCCUGGCCUAUCAUAGACUGCACCAGCUUCACAUCACAGGGAAGCUUCCUGCAGGAUCUGCCUGUUCAGAUGUACACAUGGCUUUGUGUGCUGUGAACCUGGCUGAGUGUGCCGAGGAGAAAAUCCCACCAAGCACACUGGUUGAGAUCCAUCUGACAGCUGCCAUGGGGCUCAAAACCUGGUGUGGAGGCAAGCUGGGUUUCUUGGCUAGCUACUUCCUCAGUCGUGCCCAGAGCCUGUGUGGCCCGGAGCCCAGCACUGUCCCUGACUCCCUGCGCUGGCUCUGCCACCCCUUAGGUCAGAAGUUUUUCAUGGAGCGAAGCUGGUCAGUGAAGUCAGCAGCCAAGGAGAGUCUAUACUGUGCCCAGAGGAACCCAGCCGAUCCCAUUGCCCAGGUCCACCAGGCCUUCUGCAAGAACCUGCUGGAGCGAGCUGUGGAGUCCUUAGUGAAACCUCAGGUCAAGAAGAAGGCAGGGGACCAGGAAGAAGAAAGCUGUGAAUUCUCCAGUGCUCUAGAGUACCUGAAAUUACUUCAUUCUUUCGUGGACUCUGUGGGAUUUGUGACCCCACCAUUCUCCAGCAGUUCGGUGCUCAAGUCAACCCUCGGUCCAGACAUCAUCUGUCGGUGGUGGACAUCUGCAAUCACUAUGGCCAUCAGCUGGCUCCGGGGAGACGAUGCAGCCGUGCACUCUCAUUUCGCUGAAGUUGAGCAUAUCCCCAAGGCCUUGGAAGUGACUGAGAGCCCCCUGGUAAAGGCCAUCUUCCAUGCCUGCAGAGCCAUGCAUGCCUCACUCUCUGGGAAAGCAGAUGGGCAACAGAAUUCCUUCUGUCAUUGUGAGAGGGCCAGCGGCCACUUGUGGAGUAGCCUCAACGUCAGCGAGGCCACCUCUGACCCUGCCCUCAACCACGUGGUCCAGCUGCUUACCUGUGACCUGCUUCUGUCACUGCGGACAGCACUCUGGCAAAAGCAGGCAGGCAUCAGCCAGGCCCUGGGCGAGACCUACCAUGCAUCGGGCACUGAGCUGGCUGGCUUCCAGCGGGACCUAGGCAGCCUACGCAGGUUGGCACACAGCUUCCGCCCAGCAUAUCGCAAGGUGUUCCUGCAUGAAGCCACUGUGCGCCUGAUGGCAGGAGCUAGCCCUACCCGAACCCACCAGCUGCUGGAGCACAGCCUGAGGCGGCGAACCACUCAGAACACCAAAAACGGAGAAGUGGACGCCUGGCCUGGCCAGCGAGAGCGGGCCACCGCCAUCCUGCUGGCCUGCCGCCACCUUCCCCUCUCCUUCCUCUCCUCCCCAGGCCAGCGGGCAGUGCUGCUGGCCGAGGCUGCUCGCACCCUGGAGAAGGUGGGCGAUCGGCGCUCCUGCAAUGACUGCCAGCAGAUGAUUGUGAAGCUGGGUGGGGGCACUGCCAUCGCCGCCUCCUGACCACUGGGCUCAGCCCACCUCCCUCCACCUUUGUCUCUCAGUCUUUAUCCCAGGACCCUCCUCUGUCUCCCUUUUCCAUCUUAGUUUUUCUUCCUCCUCUCUGAGAGCUAUGGUGGUGAGGAUGAGCCUUGUCUUCUGAGCUGUCCCUGCAAAGGCUUUUGGACCACUUCUGGCCAGCGGGCCCCCUAAGCAAAGCCCCUUAAUGCUGAUGUCAGUUGGUGCCCAUGGUCCAGGCCCUAAUAGGCUGAGGAAAGGCAAGGGGAUGGGAGUGAGGGAGAUCUCCCUUGAAAGCAGGCAGUCCUCUAGAGGCGUUCUAAACAUCUCCCUUUUCUGCUUCCUAUUUUUUACCAUGCUUUCUCUCUCUGGGCAACCAAGUCUCUGGGCACCAGAGAGCACUUCGCCCUCUGGAUUUAUCCAGCAUUUCCCUCCCGUUUUUAUAUGGAUGUUUUUAUAUACAUAUGCUUGGGUUUGCCGUGAUGCAGGGCAAAGUUGCUGUGGCAUCUUUUUUUCUCUCCUGGGUCUGCAUUCCCUCCCCUGUGCCUGACUAAGCCAGUUCUUUGUUUUCUCGUCAUUACAAAGCCAGGGGAGGAGGGGGAGCACAGCCCUGGAGAGGCAGGUGCAGGCCUAGGAGUGGAUGAAAUAAUGUUGGCAUUAUUUUUUAAUUUUUUAAAAAAUAAAUGGUAUCUUAUUUAAUUGUCCUGUUCCUUCCCAUUCCCCCACCCCCUGGGAUGUCACCCCCAAGCUCAGGGUAGGUAGGGAGCUGGGCAGGAUGAAGCCACCCAUUUGGCCUGGGGACCAGGGGGGUCUUCAGCAUGGUUUUUCAGUUCCCUCCUGCUCUCACCCUAACUCCUACCUCCAAAGCAUAUUUUCAUCCCUAAUUUUUGUCCUGUAAAUAAGCCAGGGUGGCAAGGGCUAAUCCCAAGCCCUCUUUAGCCACAAGCCCCUCUUUUCAGGGUGGGCAGCAGGAACCAGGUCCCUUGCUUUGAGGGGGUUCCUAGGAGGAAAAGUGGGUCUCCUGAGAGACUGAAAGGGACCCUCCCUUAGUGUGCUUCUCACCCUUUCAAAACUGGUUGGGGCAGAGGGUCUGUGGGAGCCCAGUACAGACUAGGGAGUGCACAUAGCAGGGGUCCCUCCCUAUGCUUGGACUCUACCUAACUUCUGUCUCCUGCCCUUCCCCACUAUCACUGUAAUUUAUGAAUCCUGCCCACAAGGCAGCCCAGCCCUUGUGUCGUGUGUGUAUAUACUGUGCCUUUUUUCCUUGUUGUUCAGGGGUGGGAGGGGUGGUUUUUCACUGAAAAGAGGGAUACACCUAUGGCUUCCUUGAUGUUGAAUCGUUCACUAUGUCCUGGUCAUAGGUCAUUCAAUAAACAGAUUGGUACCACCCAGCACAAGGUGUAUGAGGGUCUGGAGCGUGACCAGUGGAGUGACUACCCAAGUGGCUGUAUGAGUUGGUUGGCAGUGGGCUGCAAAUUGAGGGCAGCUGGGUAACUUCAGUCUAAUGGGCCUUCCUUGCCCACCUGUGUGAAUGGUACACACUCCAGGGAUGGGUGAGGGCCUGUGACAAAAGGGCUGUUGGUGGUGCUGCUGAAAUCAAAGGUCACGGGACUGGAGGAGUGGCUCAGGUAGUACAGUACCUGCCUCGCAAACACAAGGCCCUGAGUUCAAACCCCAGUACUGCAUAAAAAUAAAUACAGCUUGUCUUGAAAUCAAAGGUCACUAUACCCACAUUCCAAUUUAGUCCCUGGAUGUACAGCUGGCAGGAUGGCUGACAACAGCAGUUCUUUGGGAUUUGGGGUGUUAGGUGUCUCCACUGGGUGAGCUGCCCCUUAGUUUCGUCUUCCCUGCAGUUUGUGCCCCUCAGAGGGCACUCACUGCCCUGAUAACCAGAGCCAAGCCUACCUCCUGUACUUCAGAGCUGGGGUCACUUGGUGGGAACUGACCUCUUCUGUA
Castor canadensis (American beaver) is the source of this 5533-nucleotide messenger RNA. It is a transcript of the gene Srebf2, whose product is annotated as sterol regulatory element binding transcription factor 2. Gene Ontology annotation, biological process: positive regulation of transcription by RNA polymerase II; positive regulation of cholesterol storage. Lineage: Eukaryota; Metazoa; Chordata; Mammalia; Rodentia; Castoridae. The record is from RefSeq and is a predicted model, not a curated record. Gene Ontology annotation, cellular component: nucleus. Gene Ontology annotation, molecular function: protein dimerization activity; RNA polymerase II cis-regulatory region sequence-specific DNA binding; DNA-binding transcription factor activity, RNA polymerase II-specific.